Molecule: messenger RNA, 3287 nt
Organism: Exophiala oligosperma
Lineage: Eukaryota; Fungi; Ascomycota; Eurotiomycetes; Chaetothyriales; Herpotrichiellaceae
Exons: 2
Coding region: 81-3068 (995 amino acids)
Biological process (GO): carbohydrate metabolic process
Molecular function (GO): hydrolase activity, hydrolyzing O-glycosyl compounds; carbohydrate binding
Source: RefSeq, a predicted model, not a curated record
CUCAUGGCCUUUUUUCCUUCUGAGCAAACAGUCGCGACUGUCCUUUCUCGACCUUGUUUCAAUCUCUCGACUCGUCCAAGAUGAAUCUAGUUACUUUCUUGACGAGCUUGCUGGCUGUGCCAUGUCUGGCGGUGCCUCAAACGUCGACAGCGGCAUCUCGAGCUUCGACGACAACUUCGUUUGCCGCACAGUUUACUGUCCCUGCGAGCGCCGACGAGGGUGCAACUCUUCUACCCAAUAUCUAUGACCCAACUGCCGCCGACGCACAAGCAGAGUGUCCCGGCUACAAUGCCACCGGCGUCAAGACCUCUUCUACUGGCCUGACUGCCCACUUGACCUUGGCUGGGUCUGCUUGCAAUGUCUACGGCACCGAUAUUCAUGACCUAGAUCUGACGGUCGAGUAUCAGACCGACAAACGACUCCACGUCAACAUCCGUCCUUCUCAUGUCUCCUCUCAGAACCAGAGCUGGUACCUGUUGUCAACCGACUACGUUCCCGCCCCGAGUCAGGAGGACGGCAAGAUGACCACCAGCGACCUCACUUUCUCCUGGGCCAACACCGCGUCGACCGGCUUUGGCUUCAACGUGACCCGAAACAGCACCGGGGACGUCUUGUUCUCCACCACAGGGACCAAAUUGGUCUUUGAGAAUCAAUUCAUCGAGCUGGUCACACACCAGGAAGAGAACUACAAUCUGUACGGGCUUGGUGAAGUCAUCCACGGUCUUCGGCUGGGAAACAAUUUGACAAGGACCAUCUACGCUGCUGACGUAGGAGAUCCCAUUGACAUGAACAUAUACGGCAGUCAUCCAUUCUACUUGCAGACCAAGUAUUUUGAGAUGGGCAAUGACAACCGCACGACCUUGGUCACGCAACCGGUCGACUCCAACAACGAUACCGCAAACUAUACGUCGUCAAACCAUGGUGUCUACUUCAGGAACGCUCAUGGCAUGGAAGUGCUGCUCCGGUCGGACAAUGUCACCUGGAGAACUCUGGGAGGAAGCAUUGACUUGUACUUCUUCUCCGGACCUACCCAGCCGGAUGUCACUCACCAGUAUCUCGACGUCAUCGGACAGCCGGUCCUGCAGAACUAUUGGGGAUUUGGAUUCCAUCAGUGCCGGUGGGGCUACGAGAAUUGGACCGUCACCGAGGGCGUGGUGGACAAUUACGCCAAGUUCGGUAUCCCCCUCGAGACGAUAUGGAACGACAUCGACUACAUGUUCCAGUAUCGAGACUUUGACAAUGAUCCCGUUCGGUUCAAUUACACUGACGGCAAGGCUUUCCUCCAGAGGCUGCACGACAGGGGCCAACACUACGUGCCCAUCAUCGAUAGUGCCAUUUAUGCGCCGAAUCCCGACAAUCAAAGUGACGCAUAUCCGACAUUCAAUGAUGGAAACGACACAAACUCGUUCAUCCUCAACCCCGAUGGAUCCUUGUACAUCGGUUCGGUCUGGCCUGGAUAUACGGUAUUCCCGGAUUGGUUGACCAGUUCCGCACAAGCGUGGUGGAAGAACCAGUUGGUGACGUGGCAUCAAAAGAUACCCAUCGACGGUGCCUGGAUCGACAUGAGCGAGGUCUCGUCCUUUUGCGUCGGUAGUUGUGGAACUGGCAACCUGAGUCUCAACCCGGUCCACCCGCCGUUCAAGCUCCCGGGGGAACCGGGGAACAUCAUCUACGACUACCCGGAGGGGUUCAACUUGACCAACGCGACCCAAGCGGCGUCCGCCGCGUCGGCGUCACAAUCACAGGCCGACGCCACCGUGACCGCGUCCAGCACCACGGUCAGUGGUUCCUCCUCCUCGACGAGUUACCUCCGCACGACGCCCACGGCGGGAUCGCGCAACGUCAACCACCCCCCGUACGUGAUCAACAACGUCCAGGGGGACCUCGCCGUCCACGCGGUCUCCCCCAACGCCACCCACCACAACGGCGUCGAGGAGUACGACGUCCACAACCUGUUCGGCCACCAGAUCCUCCGGGCCACGUACGCCGGUCUCCUGGCCGCCCGGCCGGGCAAGCGCCCGUUCAUCAUCGGCCGGUCGACGUUCGCCGGGUCCGGCGCGGUGGCGGGGCACUGGGGCGGCGACAACAUGUCCAAGUUCUACUACAUGUACUUUUCCAUCCCGCAGGCCCUGAGUUUCAGCCUGUUCGGCAUCCCCAUGUUCGGCGUCGACACGUGCGGCUUCAACGGCAACAGCGACGAGGAGCUGUGCAACCGGUGGAUGCAGCUCAGCGCCUUCUUCCCCUUUUACCGCAACCACAACACCCUGUCGGCCAACCCGCAAGAGGCCUACGUCUGGGCCAGCGUCGCCGACGCCACCAGGGCGGCCAUGGCCGUGAGGUUCCAGCUGCUGCCGUACCUGUACACCCUGUUCUACAACGCCCACGCCCGGGGCGACACGGUCAUGAGGGCCAUGGCCUGGGAGUUCCCCGACGACCCGUCGCUGGCCGACGCCGACCGACAGUUCUUCCUGGGCCCCUCGAUCCUCGUCACCCCGGUCCUCACCCAGGGCGCCACGACCGUCGACGGGGUCUUCCCCGGGCUCGUCGAGGGCACCGACGUGUACUACGACUGGUACAACAAGACCCCGGUGUCGAAGCCGACCGCGGGCAAGAACACGACGAUCGACGCCCCCCUGGGCCACAUCCCGGUGUACAUCCGGGGCGGGGCCGUCCUGGCCACCCAGCAGAUGGCCAUGACCACCCGGGACGCCCGCAACACGUCCUGGUCCAUCGUCGUGGCCCCCGGGGUCGACGGCACCGCCGCGGGCCAGCUGUACCUGGACGACGGGGAGAGCCAGGACCCCAACUCCACCAAGACGGUCGACCUGACCGCGAGGAUGGGGAGCCUCAACGUCACCGUCACCGGUGACUACUCGGGCCUCGAUCUGCCCCUGGCCAACAUCACCAUCUUGGGGGUCCAGUCGGCCCCUCCCAGCAACGUGGUCAAGAUCAACGGGGAGACGGUCGGAAACAGUACUUACGACUCCGACACAAAGACCUUGUUCAUUGGCGGUCUGGAACGGUCGCUGGGUGGCAAGGUCUGGGCUGGGAAUUGGACCUUGUCUUGAAUGAUAACUCGCCCCUGUUGCCAAUAAUGACGGCUACGGAAUGAAUGAUACCUCGGGGAGCAAACCACAUAUCAACACUGUGGCCGAUUUAGGUUCGUCACAGUCAUGACACCUUUUUUUUCGUCUUUGUUGUGUUUCAAAAAAAGGAUAAAUACCAUACAAGGAAUACCUACUCAAUACAUUCCAUCAUUGAAGUCGUUGUGUUCCGCUACCUUGCCU